Messenger RNA from Paramecium sonneborni, 1064 nucleotides. The record is from the annotation of a GenBank genome assembly. NCBI's taxonomy places the organism in Eukaryota, Ciliophora, Oligohymenophorea, Peniculida, Parameciidae.
AUAAAUCUCGUUUAUGAAUAAAUAGGAAUUAAUAGAUGUUACUUGUAGAGCAUGUAAUAAACCAACUCAUAUAAUAAAGGAAUGCCCGUAUAAAUUAUUAUUUAAAUAUUAGAAUGGUGUGUGGUUAUCCAAAUAGAGUGAAAGUAUUGUUAAAUUAUAGAAGGAAUAUCCCAUCAGAUAGAGUGAAAUACACAAGAAAAAUGGAGAGAAAGAUUAUGACAAAAAAAGAAUGUCUCGAUAUAAGAAAUAGCAUUUAUUUAUAUUUAUGCAAGACUAAAAUGUUCUAAUAAGAAAUAGAAGAUUAAAAAUAUAUAUUAGAUAGUAGAGGUAAUUAGAAUGUUUAAUCAAUAAAAAGGAGCCAGUUUUGCAGAUAGUGCAAAUGAUGAAAUUAUUGAAGAUUAGUCAGAUAUAGAUAAAGAAGUUCUUAACAAUACAAUAUUGGCUUUAGAUCGUAAUUCAAGAUUAUCAAAAUAUUAAAGAAAACGUAGAUUAACUUUUUAAGCUUGUACUGAUGCAUUGAAAGAUGAAGAUAUUGUAUAUAUUAUUAUUUAUAUGUUUAGAGAGAUAAAAUUUUAGAAGUAAUUAGUAAAAUUUAAAGGGCAGAAAGAUAAAAUAAAUGUUAUAAUAACAGUUAAAAUUAAAAUGUUUAAUAAAUGCAAUUAAAUGCUAAUAGACAAUAGAAUCAUUAGAAUACAGUUUUAAGUAAUAAGAGUAAUUAGGAUUCAGACAAAAAAAUUGGGGAUAACAGAGGAGAUUAACGAAGAUAAACAAGAAUAAUAAUUACACCAUUUAUAAAAGUUAAUGAUAACUAAAUGGAAUAUUUUUAUUUAAAUAAAAAUUUAGAAGAAGAACAAGGAAAGAAGAUGGGAUAAUAUUUAGAUAUUUUCGAAGGAUUUGAUAAAGUUAAGAAUUAUGUAUACUUUCUCAAACAUAAUAAUAUUAAGGAAAUAGCUCAAUAAUUUAAUAAUUUAAUAAAGAAUUUAUUAAAGAGGAAGCAAGAAUAAUCAGAAUAAAUAAAAUAAAAAAAAUAAUUAGAAUAAUUAGAAUAAAUAAAAUUUAUUUGA